Anopheles gambiae (African malaria mosquito) is the source of this 3606-nucleotide messenger RNA. RefSeq lists its product as uncharacterized. The transcript is spliced from 2 exons. Bases 535 to 1686 code for a protein of 383 amino acids. NCBI's taxonomy places the organism in Eukaryota, Metazoa, Arthropoda, Insecta, Diptera, Culicidae. The record is from RefSeq and is a predicted model, not a curated record.
CACAGCCCAUAGCAGCAUACGUGCGUAUUGCGACGAACACACAGCCGUAGUGCGAGAGGUGCAAAAACAUGACAGCGUUUAGUGUUUGUUUAUAAUCGAUUCACACCAGGCAGCAGCGACCAGGGCAGGAUGAGGCCAAUACAGUGCUCACCCGCAUAAAAGAUUUCGUUUUGCACUCUUUCCCGGGGCGAGAAGCAACAUUGGCCAGCAAUUGCCAGCAUCCUGGUGGUGGCUCUAAAAAUAAGAAAUCCACUCACCGAGGGGAAGCGUGCGUGCGUGCGUGGUAUUGGUGAUGCUUCCGAACUGUGGCAAAUUUUGGCAAUGUCAUUCGAAGGUUUCCUGCCCUAGGUGAGGUGGAGCGGAAGAAGAGAGCUGCACUUUUGCAGCUGCUGCAAAAUAAUUACGUUCUAAUUGCACGUCUUGCGCGGCGUGUGCUCGCGUACCAGGAACGGGUCCCCUUCCCUCCCGUGUCGUGCUCUCGUUGCCGUUUGUGUGUGCGCGCGCGUCGUGUGUACUUCCCCGACCUGUUCUUCGAUGGGUGACGAGCUGGACAUGAACUUUGGGGGAUUGCGGGACAAGAAUGAGAUCAUCCGAAAGUACGUGGAUAAUCUGAACCGCCUGCGGGUGCUGGCCGCACGGCGCGGCCAGAUCAGCGAGACCGAGUUCAACAACUACCUGAUCCGGCACUACUUCCACAACAACAACAUCAUCAACUACAUCUUCGACAAGCACACGAGCCGCACCCUGCUGAAGACGGUGAUCGAGCGGAAGAAGAAGAUCAUCAACUUUAUCUUCGUGCUGCUGACGCUGUUCGUCGUGUUCUCGUACAAGCACGAGGUGUCGACGGUGGUGCUGCGCAACAUCCAGAGCUUCAUCUACCCGGGGAUGCGGUUCUGGCGGAAGGCGACCGUACCGAUCAUCGCGUCCUAUCCGGCGCUGAGCGAGUACUACGACGAAAGCUGCCUGCUGACCAAUCCGUACUUUCAGGUGGAAAACCUCAACUGUGAUCCGUGCGCGGACGUGGCCAACGUGCUCGACUUUACCUCGGUGCCGAACGAGGUGCCGCGCUCGUCGCUGGUCGCCUCGGCCGCCGUCAAUUAUCCGUACAUCUUUAAGACGCAGAAGGAGCUGAUCGACAUCGGCAGCCUGCAGGCGCUGGUCGAGCAGCACCGGUCCGUCUUCACCAAGGACGCGUACCGGGUGCAGUCGACCGACGAUGCCAUCCACAAUCUGGACGAUCUGUUUCGCGUGUUUGCGAACGUGAGCGAGCGCACCGCCGGUGGGCAGGGCGGUGGUUCCACCAUGGGGACGCGCGAAAGCCACAACGUGUGGCGCUGCAAUCGGAUGGAACCGGCCCGGCUGUUGCGGCGAUUGUUUCCCCGCCCGAACCGGCUGCCGGCGACGGGCGUCAGCUUGGAGCGGUUCCUGCUAAUCGACACACCGCAGGCACCGCUGUACAGUGUGCCCGAUGCGGAGUGUGCCAACAUGUUCGUGAUUCAGGGCAGUGGCAGCAGGACGUUUAUGCUGCGGCCGACGCAAGAGUGUAGGCACCGCUGCCGGACACUUUCCGUGCGAUUGCCACCGUACUAUGGACUAAUUUACAACUGGUGGUACUGGAGGCCAGUAUCGUUACCCGAGUUCACCGCCAAAACCCCAUCGAUUAGCUAUGUAGGCAGUUAUUGCUGAGAGGUGCGGCGUCGUCCAGCACAAUGCGCACCAUUUGCGCACCUGAACCUGAUGUCAAGCAACGGAACCGAUUUGCAUUUAUAGCAAGUUGCAGAAUGGGAUUCUUUCUUUUCGCUGCGGCGUGUUAUGGGUCAGAGCGUUAGCGUUACUAGAGAGAGAGAGAGAGAGAGAGAGAGAGUGAGUCAAGGAAGAAGCAUUACGUGUCCUUUUGUACGCAAGAAGACAGUCGGAAUUUCCAAAGAGUGCAUAGCGAGAGAGUAGGUCACGUUUGUGUUGAAUUAAUUUGAUAUUUUAUAAUUCUUUUGCGCAUUAAUACACCUUUGUUUGGAACCAAAAAGAAAAGGAGGAAGAGAUAAAUUUAACUUAGCGAGAGAAUCUACAAAAGGUGAUUCAACCCGCCUCAAAGCCUAACUAACGUAGGUAAUACAAUAGAGCAAACCUCCCAGUAAAUGAGAUGUUGUAUAUAUAUAAGUAGGAAUGAGUGUAUAUUAUUAUAUAUCAAAAGUGAACACAAACGCAUAUACCUAAAGAGCACACUCAUAAUCUAAUACCGCAUACCGGCAUAAGCCGCAGCUAAAGGCACAAAGUGAAAUCGAACGAUUGUUUUUUUUUUUCUGUUUGUAGCAUACCAUCCGGAUUACACGGAAGUUGCACAGUGUAAUAGAAAGGGAAGAAAGCUUUCUCCAAUUAAUUUAGAGUACUGCUCUAUUAAUCAGCAACCGGCUUCCAAUUACAGAGGGCAGGAUCCGGGGGUGUUUGAUGUGCUGUGUGCAUCGUUAUGAUAUUUGUUUGCAAAAGAAACGUGAUUAACGAAUCGUAAAACAACACACUGUAGAAGGUUUUAAACCAAAAAAAUGAGAGAGAUUCUUUAUGCUCCACUACUGGUAGAGAGACUGGCAAACUGGGUUUUUCCUUUUUUUUAAUAUUACUAAUGCAGAGUUAUGUAUUAUUUUUAUAGAAUAGAAACGAAUGCUGAUUGUGAAUGCGUGUAGAACGCGACGCGCAAACAGGAAACGGAAGUAUUUAUUGCUGUCUGUGUGGCGAGGGUAGGAGCAGAAGCGUGCGGCUUUUUCAAAAUUUACAACAGAAGAGCUAUGCAGAUCUCGAAAGCAGAUGAACUGUUGGCUACGCUACACCACACACACACACACACAUAAGGUUCAACAUUUACACCUGCAGAAGGGAGGGGCCACAUACACUCAGUUUCGAUCUGCGAGCCCCUGGAGCGGCAUUACAGUUUAAAGACGAAAUAGAAGGCACACAAGGAGUAAGGUGUUGCAGUAAACCAAAUGCAAUCAAACGAUGAAGCAAUUCAAGACGGCCAUAACAGAAGAAGCGACGAAUCGCUUUUCGCAUAACAUCCAGAAGCUCGUGUUUUUUGGGGUUGUUUUUGAUUUCUUUCCAGCAAAUUAGCGGAAUAAGUUCGUGUGUAUUGGUCAAAGUUAGGUCAUUUUUGGAACUGAUGUAAGUUUCAUCAAGAGAAAACGAUCCGAUGAUUAAAUCUCUACAGGAUUGCCACUAUUUAUUUCGUCCAACGUGUCAUUUCUUUUAGAAGAUGGUAAGCUCUUUGUUGCUUAGGUUCAUUACACAAAUUACGGAUAUAUUUGCAACAAUUUCCUCCUCAUGUAUUUCCGCGUGUCCCUAAACCAACACGCUAGAAUGAGCACUAUUAAAGAAAAACCGAACAGCAGUUAGGGAAUACGAUAGCGAAGAGUGCAUGGGAAAUGGGGUAACUGGUCUGAUCAACCGCGUGAAGCGAAAUUCUUGAAAGCAAAUCGAAAUUAACAAUAGUAUAAAUCUUAUGUUACAUACAACAAAAUUGCGGUUUUCAGCAAAGAACCAAACACAUUAAACUAAAGAGACAUGUAGAAUGAAAGUACGAUCAAUUAAAAUUCAACUCAAUUCUAACACUGUCCAAAA